AUGGCGGCCCCUCACGUCUCCAACCAGGGUUCCCCCAUCAACGAUUCCAAAUUGUUCGUCGAGGUUGAAAAGCCUCGUGAUCAGCAAAAAGAAUAUGUCGUCGACGAGGAAGGCAGGGCUAUCCCCAUCGAUUACUCUGGAGCACACGAGAAGACCGACCCUGCUGAAAUCGCCCUGGUCAAGAAACUUGAUCGAUGGAUCAUGCCCACCCUUUGGAUCAUGUACUGGCUCAACUAUUUGGACAGGAAUGCCAUCGCUCUAGCCCGUCUCAACGACCUCGAGGAGGACUUGAACCUCUCCUCCACCCAAUAUCAAACCUGCGUUUCCAUUCUUUUCGUGGGUUACCUCCUCGGCCAGAUUCCCUCCAACAUGAUCCUUACCCGUGUUCGUCCCUCAUAUUACAUGGCCGGGUUUAUGGGUCUCUGGGCGAUUGUCAGUACUUUGACCGCCGUCUCCCAGAAUUUCACUGGUCUCCUUCUCACUCGCUUUUUCUUGGGCGUGACUGAAGCCCCAUACUACCCCGGAGCUCUAUUCAUGCUCUCCGUCUUCUACACUCGCAAAGAGAUUGCUACCCGUAUUUCAAUACUGUAUACCGGAAAUAUUCUUGCCACUGCCUUUGCUGGACUCAUUGCUCUCGGUAUCUUCGAAAUGGACGGCAUGGCAGGGCUCGCUGGCUGGCGCUGGCUCUUUAUCAUCCAGGGUGUGGCCACUUUUGUCGUUGCCAUCGGUGCUAUCUUCACCCUUCCUGACCAUCCCCUCACCACCCGCUGGCUCACCCCCGAAGAACGCCAGUUGGCUCAUGAUCGCAUUGAGAGAGACACCGUCGGCGGCAAAGCCGGUACCAGCACUUUCGCCGGUCUCAAGGAAGCCGCUCGAGAUCCCAAGCUCUGGCUCUUUGCCUUUAUGCAGCACAUGCACUUGGCUGCCAAUGGCUUCAAGAACUUUUUCCCUACCGCCGUCGAAACACUCGGCUUCAAUCGCACCAUCACGCUCGUCCUUACCUGCCCUCCCUACCUCAUCGCCGGCUUCAUCUCUGUCUUCUGGAGUGCUUCGUCCGGCAAAUACAACGAACGGACUUGGCACAUUACUGUCGCUAAGGCUAUCGCCAUCUUUGGCUUUGUUCUAGGCUGUGCCACUCUCAACACUGGCGCCAGAUAUUUCGCCAUGGUGGUCUUUGCUAUUGGAACCUAUGCCGUCAACUCUAUCAUUCUCGGCUGGGUGGGAUCGACUUGUGGCCAGACCAAAGAAAAGAAGGCCUCUGCGUUGGCCAUUGUCAACACCAUCGCCAACUCGAGCUUCAUUUGGACUCCUUAUCUUUGGCCUAAGACAGACGCCCCUCGCUACACCAUCGCUAUGGCUUCCUCAGCCGGCUUCUCCGUCGCCACCGCAGCCGGUGCCUGGGCCAUGCGCCUCUGGCUCCAACGCACAAAUAAAAAGAUCCGCCAGAGUUCAGAUGAAACCACCUUGUUCUACGCCUACUAAGAAUUUGUUGUGUUUCU
Molecule: messenger RNA, 1499 nt
Organism: Exophiala mesophila
Lineage: Eukaryota; Fungi; Ascomycota; Eurotiomycetes; Chaetothyriales; Herpotrichiellaceae
Exons: 2
Coding region: 1-1482 (493 amino acids)
Biological process (GO): transmembrane transport
Cellular component (GO): membrane
Molecular function (GO): transmembrane transporter activity
Source: RefSeq, a predicted model, not a curated record